UGUUGGGCUGGAACGAGGAAGUGCAGUGGAGAGGGGAGGGACUCAGGGCGCAGCUCCAUGGGGCCGCCGCGGCGCUGCGACCUUCUGCACAUGGAGCCGGGGAGAGUUGGAAGAACUUCAUACUGCAAACUCAAGGAAUAGCAGAGUACUUGCACCGCAUGGAGACAGAGGAAGCCCAGGAAAUGGCCCAGAUGCCAGGCAGGGACAGCCCCCCUGCCAACGAAGCAUCCGAGGAGGCAGAGGAGCCCAUGGCCGUCCCCGAGGACCUGUCAGCCGGCUCCGCCCACCAGCAGAACAACAGAGGGGACAAAGCCUGUAACAUUAAAGUUGAGGCUCGCAGUGAUGAGGAGAAUGGGCUGGCCUGUGACAUGAAUGGCGUGGAGGAGGACGAGUGCGCGGAAGACUUGCGCGUGAUCGAUGCCUCGGGGGCCAAGGUGAACGGCUCACAGCCGAGCCCCGAAGCCAAGGCCUUCUCCUCGGCCGGCGGUAUCCGGCUGCCCAACGGGAAGCUCAAGUGCGAUAUCUGUGGGAUAGUUUGCAUUGGCCCCAAUGUGUUGAUGGUGCACAAGCGAAGCCACACUGGAGAACGCCCUUUCCAGUGCAGCCAGUGCGGUGCCUCUUUCACCCAGAAGGGUAACCUGCUGCGCCACAUCAAGCUGCAUUCGGGGGAGAAACCCUUCAAGUGUCACCUGUGCAGCUACGCCUGCCGCAGGAGGGACGCCCUCACCGGCCAUUUACGCACCCACUCGGUUGGAAAACCCCACAAGUGUGCUUACUGUGGGCGGAGCUAUAAGCAGCGCAGCUCUCUCGAGGAGCACAAGGAGAGGUGCCACAACUACCUCCAGUGCAUGGGGUUGCAGAACAGCAUCUACACAGUAGUAAAGGAAGAAAGCAACCAGAAUGAGCAGAGGGAAGACUUAAGCCAGACGGGAUCUGACAGAGCCUUGGUGCUAGACAGACUAGCUAAUAAUGUAGCUAAACGUAAGAGCACUAUGCCACAGAAGUUUGUGGGUGACAAACGUCUGUCAGACCUCUCCUACGAUGGAGGAGCAGGCGAGCUGAUUCAGCCCCACGUCAUCGACCAGGCCAUCAACAGUGCCAUCAGCUACCUGGGGGCCGAGUCGCUCAGGCCCCUGGUCCAGACCUCCCCGGCCUCCUCUACUGAUGUGGGCCUUGGAUCCAUGUACCCUCACCAUAAGCCGGCGAAUGACGGCCAUGUGGGGACGGGCCACGGCCUGUCGGCCAAAGACAGUGCGGCUGAGAACCUGCUGCUGCUCUCCAACUCCAAGUCUGCCUCCAGCGAGAAGGACGGCUCGCCCAGCCACAGCGGCCAAGACUCCACCGACACCGAGAGCAACAACGAGGACCGUUCAGGCGGGCCGGCCCCCAGCCUCAUCUACCUGACCAACCACAUCACCCCCGGGGUGAGGAACGGCGUCCUCCCUCUAGUGAAGGAGGAGCAGCAGAGGCAGUACGAGGCCAUCCGGGUCAGCAUGGAGAUGGCCUCCGAGGGCUUCAAGGUGGUGACGGCGGACGGGGAGCAGGUGAGGGCGUACCGGUGCGAACACUGCCGCGUUCUCUUCCUGGACCACGUCAUGUACACCAUUCACAUGGGCUGCCACGGCUUCAGAGACCCCUUCGAGUGCAACCUCUGCGGUCACCGGAGUCAAGACCGAUACGAGUUCUCCUCUCACAUAACACGAGGGGAGCAUCGCUACUGAGCCCCGCCCACCAGGGAGCACACACAUGCACACACACUUUCGCAAAGAUAAACAGGUGUACAUAUGGAAAGGAAAACCCCCACACAUUCACUCACAGACAUACACCUGAAACAAGUGCAUAAAAAACAAAAUGUAAAAUACACUGUUGAUGUCUGAAAGUUGUGUUUUUUAUACAAAGUAUGCAUGUUUGUUGAUUAUUACACAAUACAAUUCUAUUCAUUUCAAAUGCCAUGCUCAAAAGAAAGACCAGUUACUCAUUUGUCUUUUUUAAAUAAACAAAAUAUUGUGGAUUGAAGACGACACAGCUGAGGCUCUGUGCCACUUCAUGUAUUUACAGUCGCCACGUGUAUAAAAUGUAUAAAUGUGACUUUUCUUUUGGAAAACGAGGCAGCAACUUUUUUUUUUUCCUAGUUUUGGAAUAGAAAAGAUUUUCACCCAUUCACUUAAACAUCUCUGUAGUGAAGUGUCUGAAACAUCAGUAAAAGAUUCUGCAGCUGUUUUUAGUGCAGGAAAAAACCUACUUUAUUGUCGGCAACCAAUAAAAACUUAACAAUCAGUGUAGAUAACCUCACAUUUCCCUCCCAAAGUUCAAACCUAUUCUUGUAUUUGUAUCAACCUACAUAUUAUUUAUAUCACAUUUACACUCCUGUCUGUUUCUUUGUAUUUAUUAUAAUGAUCGUUGUUUGUCUGUAGGUUAGUUUUUAAAAAAAAAGUUGCAUUUUUUUCUGUUCGACUGUACUUAAUGUAUUUGAGGUGAAAACAUGACUGCUGCUGAUCCUGGCCUUUUUGUUUUAUACCUGAUGGCUGAGAAUUGUUUCACUCACAACAUGAAGGUGAGCCAUUUGAAGGGAGCUUUAUGCUUGCAAAAUAUCAAUAAAGGAUAUUU
Messenger RNA from Seriola dumerili (greater amberjack), 2607 nucleotides. It is a transcript of the gene ikzf1, whose product is annotated as IKAROS family zinc finger 1. Gene Ontology annotation, biological process: regulation of transcription by RNA polymerase II. Gene Ontology annotation, molecular function: DNA-binding transcription factor activity; RNA polymerase II cis-regulatory region sequence-specific DNA binding. The transcript is spliced from 8 exons. Lineage: Eukaryota; Metazoa; Chordata; Actinopteri; Carangiformes; Carangidae. The record is from RefSeq and is a predicted model, not a curated record. The coding region runs from base 159 to 1721 and encodes 520 amino acids.